Molecule: messenger RNA, 2079 nt
Organism: Papilio xuthus (Asian swallowtail)
Lineage: Eukaryota; Metazoa; Arthropoda; Insecta; Lepidoptera; Papilionidae
Product: luciferin 4-monooxygenase-like
Exons: 13
Coding region: 379-2031 (550 amino acids)
Molecular function (GO): CoA-ligase activity
Source: RefSeq, a predicted model, not a curated record
GUUAUAACGUCUGAUAAAUGUACAUUGUAAAUUCGGGGUUCGAACAUGGACGCUUUAGUUUACUGUCCAGAUCAGUCAACUGUUUAACAACUGCGACACCGACACGAUAGCCUUUAUAUGGGCCAAUUUAUAUAAAUAUAAUCUGUAUAAUCUAUAUUAUAUCGUAAACAUGAAUGCAAAAACGCACACUAAUAAAAGCAAGACUAUAUAGCAGUUCAUGUUAAUCUUUAGUCGUAGUGUAAUUAAGAGAUCAGUACGAUUACAGUCGCGUUGCAAGAUCUGUCUUGUUAAAGUGCAAAUAUUCGAAUUAUUAAAAAAAUACGCUCAGCUAGUGAUUAUCAAAGUAAAGGGAGGCAUUGAAAGAAUCGAACAACAAAAAUGAAGUAUCACAAACACGCCAGUGAUGCCGUGUUUUGGUAUCUCAACGAGUUGGGGAGUCGAGUGGUCGCUAAAACUGGUAUACCCUCAGACAGACAUCACAUCGGCAAACUUAUCCUGCAGAGCCUUAAAGAUGCUCCCGACUUCGUUAUGCAGAUUGACGGUGGUACCGGUGAUAUAGACACAUUUCAAGAUGCACUAGAAAAAUCAGUUGGAUGCGCGAAUGCUUUCCGAACGAUAGGAUUGAAAGCUGAUGACGUCAUACUUGUAAUGGCACCUAACUUUACGAACCUAACCAUAUCUAUUUACGCUGCUUUCUACUUAGGAAUAAUAGUGGCCGGUGUUGACAGUACGCUUGGAAUCAUGGAAUUGGAAGAAACAUUUAAAUUAAGAUUACCAAAAGUAAUAUUCUGUGGAAGCGAAAGAGAAGAAGAUGUUGCCGAAGCAUUGAGGAACAUAAAAUUGGACGUUAGAAUUGUGACUUACAAUAAAAGUGAAAAUAAUAUGAGCUUUGUAGAGUUCGUUGAAAAAUAUGGCAGCAGCACAACAGUGGAUGAAUUCAAACCUGCAGAAAUUGAUCCAGUGGAGCAACUAUGUUUACUUGUUUCUACAAGUGGUACGACUGGAACACCAAAAUGUGCUGCACUGACACACAAAAACUUAAUGAUUGGUGUACCUUAUAUUUGGGUAUAUACUUCUAAUUUUCCCAAACCAAUAGAGAGAGCAUUAAUUGUGUCUCCAGUGCAAUGGCUCUCUGCAACAUUUAGUUUCAUUCUAUCUCCAAUGUUGAGAUUUACUCGAAUACAAACAUCUCUACCUCUAACGAUCGAACAUACUUAUUUCCUAAUCAACAAGUAUAAGCCUUCAUAUAUGAUGCUUAGUCCCACAUUGAUGACAACCCUGUUAAAUCCUUUAGAAAGAAAUAAAUGUGACUUUACUAGUUUCAAGGUCAUAAUGUUGGCAGGAAGCGCAGUAACACAGACACUUCUAGAAGACUUAAAGAACUUCGUAAUGAAUGCGGAAGUAUACAUAGGUUACGGAUUAAGUGAAGUAACAAGCUUCGCUUUGGACCCCGUCAGUGCCUAUCCUGGAUCUAUAGGCAGACCGUUGAAACAUUUUCAAUACAGGUUAGUGGAUCCAAAUACCCAGGAAGAUAUCCUGGAACCUAAUGUAACUGGGGAGCUUUGGUUGAAAGGGCCAUCCUCUUUUAAGGGUUACUACAACAAUCCUCAAGCGACAGCUGAAAUAUACACAGAAGAUGGUUGGAUAAAGUCAGGAGACCUUCUAUACAGAGACGAGAAUUGGAACUUCUAUUAUAUUGAGCGUCUGAAGAUGCUCCUCAAAUAUCGCAAUCAUCACAUAUCGCCUACAGAAGUAGAAUCAGUGAUUAACAAGCAUCCAGGUGUCCUGCACGUAGCGGUCACGGGGAUCCCGGACGAUGAAUGUGGGGACUUGGCCGUCGCUUGCGUCGUGCCCCAUCAUAACAUAAAAGUCACCGCACAGGAGAUCAAGGAUCUAGUUAAAGAAUCAUUAACGGACACGAAACAGCUGAGAGGAGGAGUUAUUUUCAUGGAACAACUUCCUUUGACUUCAACUUCAAAAGUGAACAGAGCCGUGCUGAAGAAGAUUGUUAGAGAUAUGAAGGGGGAAUAGACAAUUCAAAAUAAACCAAGAGAAGAAGGAUUAAAUAAUUAUUUUUAC